UAGCCCAGCAGCAGCAGCAGCAGCAGCUCCUGCAGCAUCCAGCAGCAUCCUGCAUCCAUCCCAGCCUGGGGAGCAGCAGUCCUACCCGGCGCAGGCACCGACGCACGGAGGGGGCGCAUCAUCUGAGUGAUGCCACAGCAUCAGUCGCAUUUCGACAGCAAACACUGAGAGUUGAUCCUAAAGGAGGGAAAGAAAACGCUUCAGCCUCGAAGACAGCAACUGCCCAUGAAGAUGUCUAACGCUGACAUCGUCUUAAACGCCACCGAUCGGAUGGUGAAAUCUGUCCCCUUCCCCCUGAGCCACCGCCUUACGAUGAAGGAAGUGUUUGACUGUGAAGGGAAGCCUCGUGUGGACCUUCUUAAAGCCCAUCUGACCAAAGAGGGCCGUGUGGAAGAAGCUGUGGCGCUCCGUAUCGUCAACGAAGGAGCCGCCAUCCUACGUCAGGAGAAAACUAUCCUGGACAUCGAGGCACCAGUCACAGUUUGCGGGGACAUCCAUGGGCAAUUCUUUGAUCUUAUGAAGCUGUUUGAAGUGGGAGGAUCACCAGCCACAACACGAUACCUGUUUCUUGGGGACUAUGUUGACCGUGGCUACUUCAGUAUUGAGUGUGUUUUAUACCUUUGGUCGCUGAAAAUCCUGUAUCCAAAGACACUAUUUUUACUUCGUGGAAAUCAUGAAUGUAGACAUUUGACAGAAUAUUUUACCUUCAAACAAGAAUGUAAAAUCAAGUACUCAGAGCAGGUGUAUGACUCAUGUAUGGAUGCAUUUGACUGCCUUCCUCUGGCUGCACUCAUGAACCAGCAGUUUCUGUGUGUCCACGGGGGACUCUCACCUGAAAUUCACACUUUAGACGACAUUAAAAAGUUGGAUCGGUUUAAGGAGCCACCAGCUUUCGGACCCAUGUGUGACCUGCUGUGGUCUGACCCUCUGGAAGACUUCGGAAACGAAAAAACCCAGGAAUAUUUCAGUCACAACACAGUGCGAGGCUGCUCCUACUUCUACAGUUAUCCAGCUGUGUGUGAGUUCCUACAGAGCAAUAACCUAUUAUCAAUUAUCCGAGCACAUGAAGCACAAGAUGCUGGCUAUCGGAUGUACCGCAAGAGUCAGACCACUGGGUUCCCAUCCCUCAUUACCAUCUUUUCAGCACCAAACUACCUGGAUGUUUACAACAACAAAGCUGCUGUACUCAAAUAUGAAAAUAACGUCAUGAACAUUCGACAGUUCAACUGCUCACCCCAUCCCUACUGGCUGCCCAACUUCAUGGAUGUUUUCACCUGGUCUCUGCCAUUUGUUGGAGAAAAAGUCACAGAAAUGCUGGUGAAUGUGCUGAGCAUCUGCUCUGACGAUGAGCUCAUGAAUGAUGAAGAUGAGAUCUUUGAUGCCAAUGCAGCUGCACAACGCAAGGAGGUGAUCAAGAACAAGAUCCGUGCAAUUGGGAAAAUGGCCAAGAUGUUCUCAGUUCUCAGAGAGGAGAGUGAAAAUGUGUUGACGCUUAAGGGCCUGACGCCCACUGGCAUGCUGCCGAGUGGGGUUCUCUCAGGAGGCAGACAGACACUGCAGAGUGCCACCAUUGAGGCCAUUGAAGCCAUCGAGCCGCAUGAUGAGGACAGAGAAGCUAUCCGUGGGUUCUCCCCCCAACACAAGAUCAGCAGCUUUGAGGAGGCUAAGGGUCUGGACCGCAUCAACGAACGCAUGCCACCUCGAAAGGACGGAGUGAACCACGUGGGUCACUCCAUGGGAAAGAUGAAUAUGUCCGAGGCAAAUGGCACGGAUGACAACAGCAACAUCCAGUGAUGUGCUGUCGUAGCCUCAGAACCAUGCUGCUGUUGCGCUGUGCAGCAAGACAUUGCCAAAUCGGGAAUUCAGGCUUCCGAACAUAGAAAUAAAACAGGCCCACAGACAGAACAUGAAAUCUGCAGCAAAUCUAAAACGGGCGAUAAGGUCAUUUAUUUCAUGACAGUGUGUCAUUGCACAGUCGGGGAGGGGGGAGCAGGGGUUCACAGCAUUGGGCAGGGAUAAGGAGAAGACAACAGGCUGCAGCUUGGAGGAAAGUUGUUCCUGCCUAUUGUUCCUUUUCACAGUUCAAUUAAAGACUGAAUUGGAGGGAGUUGUGCAGUUCUGAGCGCUGACAAACGUCUGCUCCUUCAUCACCAGAUGAGCCAGAGAGAAGUUAUAAUUGCAGUAUCCAUCCCACACAAAUCAUUUUACUGUUUUAUAAAGUGUUUAUUAAGAAUCACUUACAAAUUCACUUCAUAAGGAAAAUAAUCUUGUUUACCGAUAUGUUUUGCUAGUAUUAACAAGUUAAAACGCUUUGUGAGAGUGCAAAAAGAAUGGAAGCAAAAAAAAGCUUACACGUACCUCUUAAACUUGCAGUGCAAUCUUACCACUGGACUUUAUUUAUUGAUUUACCUUGUAGUAAGAUGCCAUCAUUCUGUAAGGGGAAAGUGUUCAGGAUGCUCACAAGUGCUCACACUUCUUCAGAACUUUCCAGUCUUGCUCUUUUCUUCCCUUCCCUCAGUAUCAGUCAUCUCCUAGCUGGCAGUCACUUGGAGGGGAUGAGGAAAGUUAGGGGAAGGGAAGAAAAGAGCACCAAGGAAAUUUUCUUCUGCUUUCUGUAGAUAUAUCCAUCAUAUCAUCACAGAUUAUUUUUGAAUCAUCAAAUUUUCCCCUUAAAAACAGGCAUUACAAGACUGCAACUUCUCAUCAGCUUCCAUGUUAAGUGAAUUUGAGUGGAGCAUAUUUUGGUCAAAAACAUCCUCAAAGUUAUUUUAUUCCUGUAUUUAACUCUGUGUUUGAUUGAGCUAUACCUCACACAUGUCCAACAGACACUCUGGAAUGGUACUUAUUUUUUUCUGCACUGGGACGCCUGGCAAGCCAAAUGACACUGACACCAGUUUUUGGACGACAGAGGAAAAGAGAAGUGAUUUUGAACUUUGGGGCCAACCCUGCUGUCACACACUACCUGAUUAUUUCUCACUUGCUUGUUGCUAAAGAGAAAUAAAAACUAUGCGCAGUCACGCAAGUAUACAGAACAUUAGCAACCUUUGAGUUUUGCACAUUUUGCUAUGCUGCAAAAUCAAUGAAAUUUCAUGCUUAAGAUCUACACAAAGUACUUUAUCAGAGUAAGAAGGAAAUUCUAUAAAUUUGGGAAUGCAGAGAAGACGAAAUUUAAUCAAAACUGUUUGCAAUUGACUUAAUUAUGUGCUGCUGUGGGAAACAACCAUCAUAUCUUUUUCUUUUUAAUCUUACAGUGGAGUUCAGCAGUGAAAUAGGCCAAAUAUUGAAUAAAAAAAUUUUAAUGAAAAAUUCAUUUUUAUCUGAAAAUGUUUUGUUGUACUGAAAGAGUCUUUUUUAGCUGAAGGGGAAAAAAAAAGAGGAACGAUGACAAUAGAAAAUAUUUUGUCCUGUUUAAAAGAUGGAAUUUUAACAAUUUGGCACUUCGUAAACCCCUAAUGCUCAUAAAAGCAUAUUACCAUGUAAAUUUCUAGAAUUUCCUUUCAUAUAUUAUUUUUUCUACUUCAUAUUUCAUCUUUCUAUUUAAUCAUAAUGGUACGUGAAUCAAGGAUGGAUAAAAACAGUGAUUUUUAACACAGCAUCUAUGGUAUGGAACGCAUCAAUGCAUGCAAUUAAGUUCCUAAUUGUUAUGUGAGAUUAUAAUUGUGAUAGUUGUGUUUCAAAUAGUAAACUUGAAUUAUUUUCUUUUUGAAAUAUAUUUGUAGUUUUAUUUGUCUUGUUUUAUAAAUUUUUAUAAAUAGGCUU
This is a messenger RNA of Sphaeramia orbicularis (orbiculate cardinalfish), 3759 nucleotides long. RefSeq names its product protein phosphatase 3, catalytic subunit, alpha isozyme (gene ppp3ca). The record is from RefSeq and is a predicted model, not a curated record. Gene Ontology annotation, biological process: calcineurin-mediated signaling. Bases 226 to 1794 code for a protein of 522 amino acids. The transcript is spliced from 14 exons. Lineage: Eukaryota; Metazoa; Chordata; Actinopteri; Kurtiformes; Apogonidae. Gene Ontology annotation, molecular function: calmodulin-dependent protein phosphatase activity.